UCGCUUUAUCAGGCGUCUUCUCGCGUGGCAGCCUCUCUCUCGUCUCGUGGUUCCUUAGAGCUCGCCGUUUCUACAGCUUUGGCUUUUAAUUUCCAGGACUUGCAUUCUGCCAUGUCUUCUGAAGAAGGGAAACUCUUCGUGGGAGGGCUCAACUUCAACACCGAUGAGCAGGCACUAGAAGACCACUUCAGCAGCUUUGGGCCUAUCUCUGAGGUGGUUGUUGUCAAGGACCGGGAGACUCAAAGAUCCCGGGGUUUUGGCUUCAUCACCUUCACUAACCCAGAGCAUGCUUCAGAUGCCAUGAGAGCCAUGAAUGGAGAGUCUCUGGAUGGGCGCCAGAUCCGUGUGGACCAUGCAGGCAAAUCUGCCCGGGGAACCAGAGGAGGUGCCUUUGGGGCACAUGGGCGUGGUCGCAGCUACUCUAGAGGUGGUGGAGACCAGGGCUAUGGAAGUGGAAGAUAUGACAGUCGACCUGGAGGAUAUGGAUAUGGAUAUGGACGGUCUAGAGACAACAGCGGCAGAAGCCAGGGUGGCUAUGACCGCUACUCAGGAGGAAAUUACAGAGACAAUUAUGACAACUGAGAUGGGACAUGCACACAUAAUAUACACAAGGAAUAACACUCUUCUGAUCCAAGAUCGUCCUUCCAAAAUGCUGUAUUUGUAAAGAUUUUUGGAGCUGCGCUGAAACAUCUGUUUUAGUACAUCAAGUUCUAUUUUUUAAUUGAGCUCCCAAGGUAGUUAGAGACCUUUUAGAAAGCUCCAGGUGUUCUUUAAGCAUUUUUCCCUUUAAAGACAAAUAUUAAGACAUUUGUUACAGUCCCAAUAUUUUUCCUUUAAUUAGAAUUUUUGUUUAGGUGCUCAGGAUUGUUUCUGGCCCCAAAAGGUGGCCAGGCUAAUGUUUUUUAAAUUAAUGGAUAUUUAGGGACAUUUUAAAAAACUUGUACAAAUGUUUAUCAUGGCCAGAAAGUGAGUUCUGAAUGUACCUAUGAACAAUCUGAAUCAAGAUCAUGAUUACUUAGAGAUGUUUUUUAUUCAAGAUCACCGUCCUGAUUACAUAGAAGAACUUUAAAAUGUUUGUGAAUGUCAUUUUUUUUUAAUACUGGAAGAAAAAGUAUUCUGUUGUGUCUGAUGUGUUUAGGAUGUCCGUUAUGGAGCUAAUUAAAAGAUGAAACCUGAACACAAA
Molecule: messenger RNA, 1183 nt
Organism: Psammomys obesus (fat sand rat)
Lineage: Eukaryota; Metazoa; Chordata; Mammalia; Rodentia; Muridae
Gene: Rbm3
Product: RNA binding motif protein 3
Exons: 7
Coding region: 112-582 (156 amino acids)
Biological process (GO): regulation of translation; positive regulation of mRNA splicing, via spliceosome
Cellular component (GO): spliceosomal complex
Molecular function (GO): RNA binding; ribosomal large subunit binding
Source: RefSeq, a predicted model, not a curated record